Messenger RNA from Nematolebias whitei (Rio pearlfish), 1853 nucleotides. RefSeq names its product RNA binding motif protein 39b (gene rbm39b). Gene Ontology annotation, biological process: mRNA processing. Gene Ontology annotation, molecular function: RNA binding. The transcript is spliced from 15 exons. Gene Ontology annotation, cellular component: nucleus. The coding region runs from base 222 to 1715 and encodes 497 amino acids. The record is from RefSeq and is a predicted model, not a curated record. NCBI's taxonomy places the organism in Eukaryota, Metazoa, Chordata, Actinopteri, Cyprinodontiformes, Rivulidae.
CGAAGACGGAACGGAAGGAGGACGUCGUGCUACGACUUGCUAAUUAUAGCAGCUAAUGGUUGGGGCGGAAAAACUGUGCACUUGCCAUCGAAAAUCGUAACUUCAUCUUAGUUUUGUGUGUUUAACAAAGACAGAGUCGUCGACAGCAAUCUCUUCGGCAGCAUAUUAACCGUGAUAUUUAGACUUUGGCACACCAUUUCAUCAAUUUCAGACGGAUCAAAAUGGCUGAUGACUUUGACGUUGAGGCCAUGCUGGAAGCUCCAUACAGAAAGGAUGAGAACAAGUCCUCUCAUGCAAAUGGACACGAUGAACACAGCAAGAAGAAAAGGAGGAGCAGGAGUCGGAGUCCAGGCUCAAAGAAGAAGAAAAGCAGGAGUAGGAGCCGAGACAGGAAGAAGAAUAAGAAGAGGAGCAAGAGCCGAGAGAAAAAACGCAGCCGCAGCAAAGAGCGCCAUCGUAGCCGCUCCCGAAGCAAGGAGCGAUCCGGACGCUACAAAGCACGCAAGAGCCCAAUUCGUAAACGUUCCAGAAGUCGAAGCCCUUUUAAAAAGGAGAAGAGUCCCGUUAGGCAACCCAUCGACAAUCUAACACCAGAGGAGCGGGAUGCCCGCACCGUUUUCUGUAUGCAACUUGCUGCAAGAAUCAGAGCUCGAGACCUGGAGGAUUUCUUCUCAGCAGUUGGAAAAGUUCGGGAUGUGCGAAUCAUCUCUGACAGAAACUCUCGGAGGUCAAAGGGCAUUGCAUACAUUGAGUUUGUAGAGUCGUCUUCUGUCCCACUGGCCAUCGGACUAACUGGUCAGAGGCUUUUAGGCGUGCCCAUCAUCGUCCAGGCCUCUCAGGCAGAGAAAAACCGAGCUGCAGCUGCGGCCAACAAUCUACAGAAAGGCUGUGCUGGUCCCAUGCGGCUGUACGUGGGCUCGCUGCACUUCAACAUUACUGAGGAAAUGCUGCGAGGGAUCUUUGAGCCGUUUGGAAAGAUUGAAGGGAUCCAGCUCAUGAUGGACAGCGAGACUGGGAGAUCCAAAGGUUACGGCUUUAUAUCAUUUGCAGAUGCAGAAUGUGCAAAGAAGGCACUGGAGCAGCUGAACGGCUUUGAGCUGGCCGGACGUCCUAUGAAGGUGGGGCACGUUACAGAGCGCUCGGACUCGUCAACAGCUAGCUCGUUUCUGGACAACGAUGAACUGGAGAGAACUGGUAUCGACCUCGGCACAACGGGGCGCCUGCAGCUUAUGGCUCGACUAGCAGAAGGAACUGGCUUGAAGAUCCCUCCUGCUGCUCAGCAGGCUCUACAGAUGACCGGGUCCAUUUCCUUUGGGGGCAUGGCUACUCCAUCAGUUCCAACCCCAGCUCCAAGCCAAGCUUUGAACCUCCCAUCACAGCCACUGGCCACACACUGCCUUCAGCUGUCCAACCUCUUCAACCCACAAGCAGAAAAUGAUCCUAACUGGGCUAAUGAAAUUCAGGAUGAUGUGAUAGAUGAGUGCAACAAGCAUGGAGGAGUUGUUCACAUCUAUGUUGACAAGAACUCUCCUCAGGGUAACGUGUACGUGAAGUGUCCCUCAAUACCGGCUGCAAUGGCAACUGUAAACGCCCUUCAUGGACGUUGGUUUGCAGGUAAAAUGAUAACGGCUGCAUAUGUUCCUUUACCGACCUACCACAACCUUUUCCCUGACUCGGUAACGGCCAAGCUGCUUCUAAUGCCCAUGCGUCGAUAGUCAAGACGGCUUCAGAGAGUCCAUGUAAAUACAUUUGUUUGCAUUUAUGGAAUUUCAUUGAAAAUUAGUUGGCUGUGUGUAAUAAAAAAGUGCCCUCACAUUUUUUCUCCUCCCCCCCCCCCCCCCCUAAAAAAAGUU